Messenger RNA from Impatiens glandulifera, 1590 nucleotides. RefSeq names its product protein ROOT HAIR DEFECTIVE 3 homolog 1-like. Lineage: Eukaryota; Viridiplantae; Streptophyta; Magnoliopsida; Ericales; Balsaminaceae. Gene Ontology annotation, biological process: endoplasmic reticulum membrane fusion. The transcript has 15 exons. Bases 1 to 1590 code for a protein of 529 amino acids. Gene Ontology annotation, molecular function: GTP binding; GTPase activity. Gene Ontology annotation, cellular component: endoplasmic reticulum. The record is from RefSeq and is a predicted model, not a curated record.
AUGGAAAAGACCCCUCUCGUGUUGCUUUCGGAUAUCUUGUUGAAAGACACUUUGGAGAUAUGGAAUAAUAUUCCCAAGCCAAAAGAUAAACAUGACGCUUCAUUUGACGAUUACUUCGUUCUUGAUGUGGUGGGGUUAUCUCACUAUGAGUACGCCAAAGAGAAAUUCAUAGAAGAUGUGAACGAAUUAAGGAAGCGAUUCUCUUCUCCGUCUGAGGCAUCUUUACAGAUUAAGCCUUUAGUUCCCGCCGUCGACUUUGUAAGGAGCACAUCCGAGAUAUGGGAUAGAGUCGUUAACGAUAAAGUUCUUGACAUUCCUUCUCACAAGGUGAUGAUUGCUAAAGUUAGAUGUGAACAAAUUGACAAUGAUAAAUUUGAUGGGUUCAUUGUUAAUGAGGAAUGGUCUCAACUGAAAGUAGCCGUUAAUAGCCCUCCAGUGUCAUGUUUUGGCACAAAAGUUACUUCAAUGGUUGACAAAUGUUUACUCGAAUACGAUGAAGAAGCCGAAUUUUAUGAUGAAGUUGUUAAGGCGGACCAUAGAGAAAAAUUAAAACAACGUUUGUUGCAAGAAAUCAAACCGAUACUUGGGUCCUUAAUGGACAACAUAUCUUCCCAAGCUCUAGAUGCCUUCAAAUCUAACCUAGACAAAGAUUUGAUUGGAGGGAAAACUUUCCGUGAGGUUGCAGAUUGGUCAAAUAUCCUGGUGAAAUUUGAUUCUGAUUACGAAGAUUCAAGGAUUGAUCAAGCAGAAUGGACAUCUACAAAAGUAAGAGAUAAGUUGGUGGCUCAAAUAAGUAGUCACGUGGAUUCUAUUAGGUCAAUGAAACAAAAUGAGUUGACAAAUCAAGUUAAGUUGAAACUAGAAAUUGGGCUGACUGAAUCUAUGGGAUCUAUUCUGAAAAAACCUGAAAAGAAUAUGUGGGUCAAUCUUAGAGAUCUCUUUGGACGCGAGACAGUGCCGACCUGCUCUGAGUUUAGGGUUGGCCUAGAGGACUUGGGAAUAAAUGACACUGCUAAGGUAGAAGCAGAUGAAAUGCUGAAAAAAUAUGGAAGAGAUUUAAUCGAGAAAAGUGUGAGAAAAGAAGCUGAUAACAUUCUACGGCUCAUUCAAGAAAAGUUUUGUUAUAUCCUCUUGAAUGAACCAGACUCGAAUAUUCCACGAUCUUGGAAAUCAAGUGACAAAAUCGAAGAAAUUGUGAAAACAGCUCGAGCUGAGUGUGUAAAUAUUAUGUCUGUUAUGGCUAUAAUGCGUUUGGACAUUAAUAAGGAGAGUGAAGACAUUAAAAAAAUUCUUUCAAAUGCUUUGCUGGAAGGAGGUGAUGAGGGUAUUCUAACACAUAGUAAUUGGAAUGGGGUGGAAGCAUCGAAGACAUUGAUGAGCCCAGCUGCUUGUGCAACUAUUUGGGAUCAAUUUCUAAAAUCCUCCGGCAUGAUCAUUACUUCUGUCAAUCAAACUAUUCAAGCAAGGAAUGAUGCCGAUAAUAAACAGGAAUUUGGAAAGGCAAAAAUUUGGGAAAAACCUCUAACGGACGUUCGUCGUUUUCCGGCUUGGCGUCUCCUUCUGAUUCCUUCUGCCAUCGCUGAUUUCUGA